GCGGAUGUGUUCGACAACAGGAAAGCAAGCUGCACUUGCAGACGGACAGAGAAGAUGCACUUUAGUUUAGCUGGAUUUUUUGUAAACCUUCGCAGAUAACGUCGCCAUUAUGAAGAGCGUAAUGUUUCUGAGUGUGGUUUUAAUGACUUCGGUCUCCGAAGCGGCUAAAAAAGGUGACGACGAAGAAUGGGUGCAUCUGCCAGAUAAAUGCGAAGUGUGUAAGUUUGUGAGCAUUGAAAUGAAGUCUGCGUUUGAUGAGACUGGAAAAACCAAGGAGGUCAUCGAUACCAAUUACCGCUUCCUCGAUUCGAAGGGGUCGCCGCCAAUCAAAUAUGUUAAAUCGGACAUCCGCUUCAUCGAGGUGGUGGAGAACGUAUGCCAGAGGCUCAUGGAGUACAACUUGCACAAAGAGAGGACGGGCAGCAACCGCUUUGCGAAGGGCAUGUCGGAGACCUUCUCCACGCUGCACGGCCUGGUCAAUAAAGGGGUGAAGGUGGUGAUGGACAUCCCCUAUGAGCUGUGGAACGAGACGUCCGCUGAGGUCGCCGACCUUAAGAAGCAGUGUGACGUGAUGGUGGAGCAGUACGAGGAGGUGAUCGAGGACUGGUACAAAGGCCACCAGGAGGAAGAUCUGACCACCUACCUGUGCGAGAAACAUGUUCUGAAGGCAGGACCAGGACGACCUACUGCCUACUCCUGCCUGAACGAGAAGUGGGCGGGCAGGAAGGGAGACGCGGCGGCCAUCGGCGAGGAGAAGAAGAAGAAGAAGGGGAAGAAGGGAAAGAGCAAGGAGGGCGAGAGCGCCGGCCAAGAGACGCCGAGCAAAAAGAAAGACAAGAAAACGAAGAAGAAGAAAAAGGCCAAGAAGGUGGUGGUGGUGGAGGAGGCGACGGCGGCGGCCGCCCGCAGGGAGAGGAGGGACGGCGACGGACACACGACGGAGGAGGACGUUCAGAAGAAAGCCCCACUGCGCACUGAGAAGACUGAGCUCUGAGCGUGGGAGGAGCUUACUGCCGGCUCUGCCCCUCCCCCACUCGAUAGGCCACACCCACACUUCAGUCAUUGCCCCUCCCACUGCUCCUCCCCCUUCAUGUUCUGUCUGUCUCUCAGGCUGUGUCCCACUUUGCGUACUACUUACAAGCGCACAGUAGUAUAUGCUACUGAGGAUACUAGCGAGUGUGUGGAUGAUUCGAUUUUCGCACCGUGACCUUACUGCGUAUAUGUAUGUGUUUGCCCCUCUAGCCUGUAAUAUGGCACGUUCCUUUGUUGAGGAUAGUUAUCCAACUUUCAGUGAAUUUUAAAAAGGGACCGUCAGUAUUACUGGUCAAGUGUGAAGGGGGGGUUGGGGGAACUUGUUGCUUCGUUAUGUUUUUACAAAAUUUUCACGACGACCCCUUUCUUUAUUGUGAUUUAAAUGAGGAGUGCUAAAUGGCGUGCUUCUUACACCUAGCCUGUCUCUGAGCCCCUGCUGCAGGUCUUCGUUCGCCCGGGUGCGAAGGCUCGUGCGCAGGCUCGUGUGCUACGCUCGUUUCACGGGCUUCAUUGAGUUUUGGAAUAGCGCUCGAUAGGUCAGCUGUGCACUUCCAUACUUCUGCGGCUUCUGGGUAGUAUGAAGACUGUAGAACUCAGCCCUGCAUUAGCUCUCUCUCUCUCUCUCUCUCUCUCUCUCGGUGAAACCAACGGGUGUCGGACUCGUUUCGCUCUGGACCAGUGUGUGUGUGUGUGUGUAUUUUCUUUCGUUGCAACGUCUGCUUUAAAUUAGCUUAUUAACCCAAACCUUUUCUCAGUAACCAUUUUUUGUUUAAAAAAAUAAAAAUAAAAAUAAUCUGUUUGUUCCUGCAUACUGAUAAUUGAUUAAUUGGACCAGGGGAAUUGUUGGGAGCAGAAAAUUAAGCACCCACGCUAGUCAUCCAGAAAGUGAUGUCAUCCAUCCUUUCACUCUAUGCUCCUCCCACUUUUUCACCCUCCAGAGCUUUCUGUGUGUGUGUGUGUGUGUGUGUGCGCGCGCGCGUGUGCGCUUUUUAAAGCUCCUCCCCUCAAGGGCAUCAUUAAGAGUGAAAUAUGAGUGACUGCAGCUGUUCUGCGGAAAUGAAGAUGCCACACAGUCGCCUGACUGACGGCAGUUUGUGGUGCUGAUGAUGCUCUGUGGACUGUACAGGACGCCCCCCCCCAUACGCUGCCCUGAGGCACAGCCCAGCCAAACUGCCCCCCCCCCCCCCGCCCAGUGACGUCUCCAUAUCCCAGUCUAACCAGGCACAUUCAUACACUGUUGCAGACGUACGUCGCAAAUGAAAAAACCUCGUUACAGGAGGGAGAUGCAGGUGCUGGCGGUCCGUUUCCUCCUUUGGACGUAAAUCAUUGUCACUGCGUUGUCAGGACCGAGUGCUCUGGGCUCAGACUGCAGUCGUGAUGGUAAAAGUGUGUGCUUUUAAUUGGUCUCAGCCCAAGCCAGUUUUUUUUUUGGUUGUUUUUAAAAUAAAUUAAUUGCUUUACUGUUUUUGGCAUCUCGCUUUAGCUAAGGGUAAUUUGACGUUGCAGUAUAAAGACCCGUGUGUGUUUAAUACAAUCAUUCUGUGCAGGUGAACACCCAGGUUUCCAUCAACAGACUGAAGACCAGGUGAAUGUAACUCAAAUCCAAUCAUUUAUUUACUCAGACUGUUUGUUUCCUUUUUGGCAAAUUAAUUUUUUUUUCUCCGGACUAGAUACAUUUAAAGAGAGGAAAGGACGCACUGAUUUAUAAUCCUUAAUCAAAGUUAAAUGUAUUUCUGCCUCUUCAAUCUGGCUCUGCUGUUUCUGAGAUGCAUUGAGACUACUGGUCAGUCAUAAAUGAGAUGAUUUAUUAAGAAGCAAUAUCUAGUUACCCAUAAAGUUUCUGGGCUAGUGAAUCAUGGCCAAACCAUUUUACACCCAGAAGAGCAAAUAGAAUAAACUUUUUUAAAAUGGAAGAAUGCCACCAAGCAGACAUUUUAAUGAUGACGUUGUUCUUCUUCAGUGUUCCCAGUGUUUUUCCCCAUUUCUUUUUGUACCGCUGAUGUUUUUUUUUUCCCCCAACUUGCUGUGAAGUAUUCCAGAAGUGACCCGAAAAGGAGUCGUUUUGUUCUUUUCCAUUUUGUUUACCCAAAUCCGCUGUACUGCGUAUAACUGUUGUGCGAAGCCGUGGGUCGUAGUCUUGGUCAAAACAAGAGGCGUGCCGUGUAGCUGAUUUGGGCUUUUCGUGCAGAUUGUGAAAGUGUGAGUUGGUACGCUGUCCAAAAUGGAGUCUGUGCGCCAGGUGGCCUCUUGACCAGUUUUAAACGCGCUGAAGAUGUGCUCUGUAGUUUCACACAGUGCUGCUGCCUACCUGUACCAAUGUGGAACGGGUGUAUGAAAAGGUGUGGGUUAUUUCUGGAGAGUAUUCCUUCACGCACAAGUUUGUUUCCCUUUUACUUUGCAUCGUGUGAAUAAAAUAAAACGGUACAUAAAUUGUUUUAUACCCCGAA
This is a messenger RNA of Anguilla rostrata (American eel), 3479 nucleotides long. It is a transcript of the gene cnpy3, whose product is annotated as canopy FGF signaling regulator 3. The coding region runs from base 110 to 994 and encodes 294 amino acids. The record is from RefSeq and is a predicted model, not a curated record. The transcript has 6 exons. Lineage: Eukaryota; Metazoa; Chordata; Actinopteri; Anguilliformes; Anguillidae.